Molecule: messenger RNA, 782 nt
Organism: Fundulus heteroclitus (mummichog)
Lineage: Eukaryota; Metazoa; Chordata; Actinopteri; Cyprinodontiformes; Fundulidae
Gene: ppiaa
Product: peptidylprolyl isomerase Aa (cyclophilin A)
Exons: 4
Coding region: 94-588 (164 amino acids)
Biological process (GO): protein peptidyl-prolyl isomerization; protein folding
Cellular component (GO): intracellular membrane-bounded organelle
Molecular function (GO): peptidyl-prolyl cis-trans isomerase activity
Source: RefSeq, a predicted model, not a curated record
CGCCAUCUUUUUCGGUUCACUGUGGCCUGCCGCGUCUCUCGCCUGAUCGGAACGCUCCCUUGUCCAGCCGCUCCACGUUAACCUGCAGACACCAUGGCCGGAACCAGAGUCUUCUUCGACGUCACCGCUGACGGCAGCCCUAUAGGCCGCGUCGUCAUGGAGCUCCGCCCUGACGUGGUUCCUAAGACUGCUGAGAACUUCCGGGCCCUGUGCACCGGGGAGAAAGGCUUCGGCUACAAGGGCAGCAGCUUCCACCGCGUCAUCCCUGAGUUCAUGUGCCAGGGCGGCGACUUCACCAACCACAACGGAACCGGUGGAAAGUCCAUCUACGGCAACAAGUUUGCUGACGAGAACUUCACGCUGAAGCACACCGGAGCCGGCAUCCUGUCCAUGGCCAACGCCGGGCCCAACACCAACGGGUCGCAGUUCUUCAUCUGCACAGCAAAGACCACAUGGCUGGAUGGGAAGCACGUGGUGUUCGGCCAGGUGGUGGAGGGCAUGGACGUGGUGAAGAAGAUGGAGAGCUACGGCAGCAGCUCAGGGAAAACCAAGGCCAAGCUGGUCAUCGCUGACUGUGGGCAGCUCUGAGCGCCACAGGAGCCCCGACCCCUGCUGACCCGUAGUCUGACCCCCUUUUAGGCUCCGCCCCUCCAUAAGUCGACAUUCCUAAUGAUGGAGAUUCAGCCGGUCCUUCCCCUCGUGUUCAGUCAAAUCAAUGUUGCUGCAUCCGUUACUUUGCCUUUAAAAGUUUCUUUUGCAUUAACGUUUUUUUUUUUUUGUUU